GGGAUAGAUUUAAACUAAAAGAGAAAAUAGAAGAGCGACUAGAUGUCCACAAUUAUUGCAGCUUUAAGUUAAUCAGGCUGAUCUUGUACGUUGUUUUGUUUGUCGUGUUCCUAGCAAGCCUGGUGACUCAGAAGUUAAGCCUUGCUAUUGCAUCUACAAAAUUACCAACAGAACGACAACAGAAUGAGGACAAAGUAUCGAACUCUUUACAACCAUUCACAGUAAUAAAAAAACGCAUACAUGUUGUUAAACAUAAAAAAACACAUGCAUGAUUUACAUGUAUACAUUUUUAAAAUAUAUUUCCUUUAGAAUAUAUAAAACAAUGAAAUCUUGAUCCAGGUGUUUUCUUUUUAUCAAUAGAUACAUUCAUCAGGAGCGACCAUCCAUAGCUUGUUACUUUUGACUGCAAUGUGUAUUCCGUACGUUUUAAAUUUCUUAUCGAGCUGCUGGAAGGUUCAUUUUGGAAGUUCAAAACGACCGUCCAUUUCCAGUAUUGUUGUGUGCGUUGUACUGGCUGUUUGUCAGUCUGUUGGACUUUGCCUCCUCGUGUUUCAUUUGCUGCCAAAUGUAGGACCAAUUCAAGGACUUCUGGUGUUGAGUGCAACAGGGAUUAUCCCAAGUCUUCUAAAAUUGCCUCACACUCUCAAAAAAAGCAAUUUGCAUCAACAAAUUACAAACAAAAAACGUAAUUCGCUACCAAAAAAGAUCUUCAUUUUUUCGGUGGAUAUUCUAGCACUUCUUUUGCAGAUGUCAGUCGGAGCAUUGAUUUUCAUUCCGGACGUGAAGUUCUUUUGUCGAAUAUCAACACUCCAUGGGAACAAAGUGCAUACCCCUAACGGUGAUAUAAUCACAGAAUGCAUCAAUGGUUUUGGGUCAUGUUUCAUGGCAUUAUUUGCUAUAUUCUUAGCAUCAUUUGCAUGGUGGGAAAACUUUCUUGAAAGUUUAAAAGAAAAGAAAAAUUGUGACCAUAUACGAUUGAAAGGACUCAUUUCAGACAUCCAAGCUGACCUAAACAAAAACCGUGCAUACAUUAAUAUAUUUGUAUCUUUGUUCAAAAUUCUAACGUCAUUUGUUCUUACAAGUUUUCUUGCAAAAUGCAAACUAUAUGAUCCAGAGACAUGGACGGAAUUAGCAGAACAGAGUUUUCAUGAUGUUUUAGAUAUAAUACUCUUAGUCUUAUCUAGUAUUGUUUGUUACUGUAUAGCAUGUCUUGCUUGUAAAUUACAAAUGCAAAUAUUUUCAUUUGCUAUUCCAUGUCUGCUCUCUACACCAAUAGCAUCGGGCAUAAUGGCUUAUUUAUGUUUAAGAAGAGAGGAUUUUUUGUCGAAGAAUUUUAAUUUUGACUGUGAUUCUGAUUGUGACGUCAAUUAUUUAAAGUCCAACUACUACCUUGUUCCGGCCUCUUUAUGGAUCCUGUCACUGUAUUGGACUGCUGGACACAUAUGGUUUCCAAAGCAGAAGAGGAUAGCAACAAUCGAAAGCUUAUUUGUUAAUCCUUUUUACUGUGGAAUACUGUUAGAACAGGACUUGGUUCUGAAUAGAAAACGUGAUCAAGACAAAGUUCAAACACAAGAGGAUAAGAAAAAGUUUGACAAAGAUAAUAUACCUAUGGUUUACGCAUGCGCAACAAUGUGGCACGAAUCACGAAUGGAAAUGAAACAACUGUUGAAGUCCCUAUUUAGAGUGGAUAAAGAUCAAGCUGAACGAGAAAAUCAAUAUCCGGACGAUUUUUAUCGAUUUGAAGUUCAUAUAUUUUUUGAUGACGCAUAUAAAGAUAACGGAUGUGUUAACGAAUUCGUUACAGAAUUAAACUCUGUCAUAGACGAAGCUACAAGUAAGCGCAAUUCUGAGCGAAUUGAUCUGGAAGGGCCAUAUAAAUUCCCAACAUGUUAUGGAGAGCAAAAAGUCUACAAAAUGCAUGAAGGAAACUUCAUGUUUAUUCAUUUGAAAGAUAAAACUAAAAUACGACGUAAAAAGAGAUGGUCACAGGUCAUGUAUAUGUACUACUUGCUGGGAUAUAGACUUCAAAUGGAGAGAGAAUACAUGCAGAAAAAAGACAACAACGUUGACAUCGAUGAUCUUUUUAAAAUGAAGGCUGAGAAUACCUUUAUUCUUGCACUGGACGGUGAUGUGGAUUUCACACCUGGUGCUGUCAGAAUUCUCAUCGAUAGAAUGAAAAAAGACAAAACUGUUGGGGCAGCCUGUGGACGAAUACACUCUAUUGGAAACGGGCCAAUUGUGUGGUAUCAAAAAUUUGAAUAUGCAAUUGCCCAUUGGCUACAAAAAGCUACUGAACACGUCCUGGGGUGUGUGUUGUGUUCUCCAGGAUGUUUCAGUCUUUUCCGAGGAUCUGCUUUAAUGGAUGACAAUGUAAUGGGAAAGUAUGUUCAGGUUCCCACAAAUGCAACUGAAGUCCUGAUGUACGACUUAGGUGAGGACCGCUGGCUGUGCACACUUCUGUUACAGCAAGGAUUCAGGGUUGAUUACGCUGCAGGGGCAGAUGCAUUUACAAACGCUCCUGAAGGAUUCAAUGAAUUUUUUCAACAAAGAAAGCGCUGGGGUCCGUCAACGCUUGCAAAUAUCAUGGCACUUCUACAAAACUGGGAGAAAGUUGUAAAAGAAAAUCCAAAUAUAAGCUGGCUGUACAUUAUAUAUUUAGGUUCUUUAAUGGUUUCAACUAUCAUAGGGCCAUCAACAAUUCUGAUGCUCAUCGCCGGAGCUUUCGUAACGGUAUUUGAUUUAAGCAUUGUGAAUGCAUAUAUUGCCUCCGUUAUUCCGGGAGUUCUGUUCUUUGUCAUAUGCCUUGUGUGUACAACAAAGGUGCAGCUAAUCGUAGCCCAAGUUCUCAGUGGAUUUUAUGUCAUAAUUAUGAUGGUGGUAAUGGUUGGACUUCUCAUUACUGCACUAACUCAGUCACCUUACCAUCCGAGUGUGAUAUUUUUACUUGGGCUUGUCCUUAUAUUUGUCGUUGCGGCGGUGUUGCAUCCUCGAGAAUGGUUUAAUAUCUUAUACGGAUUCCUAUAUUUCGUAUCCAUUCCAAGUGGAUUUUUAGUACAGGUUAUUUACUCGCUGUGUAAUCUAAAUGACGUGUCAUGGGGAACAAGAGAAAAUUCAACACCAGGAAAAGAAAAAAUCAAAGAAAAUGGAGUGUUGUCAAAUAUAUUUUCCCCCGUUUCAAAGCUAGUAAACAACAGUUUUCGACGAGAUAGUUCCGACAAAGAAAAACUCUUUUUAAAUCUUCUACAAGAGACAAUAAGCAUGCUUGGUCAUAAAAAUCAAAGUGCAGAUAGUGUGUCCAAAUGUGACUUGCCAUCUGGUGAUGUAGCUGAUCAACCACCCAAGGAUGAGAACAGCACCCACGAAAAAGACGCUCAAACUACACCUAAGGCUAAUAAUUCUAAAUGUUGGAUAGACGAAGGCCCAUUCCAAGGGGAAAAACUAACUAUGAAUGAAAAUGAAAGCAAGUUUUGGCAGGAUCUCGUCGAAAGAUACUUAGAUCCUAAAGAUGUAAAGAUGAAAAAAGACUUAACAGGAGAAUUAAAGGAACUCCGUAACAAUGUAUGCAGUGGUAUGGCCCUUGUGAAUAUCUUGUGGAUAACCGUCAACUUCAUGUUCCAGUUCAGAAGCCCAACUGUAGUAACUUUUCAACUUCCGAUAGAAGAUAAUGGAGACGAACAUGGCAUCUAUGAGAUGAAAAUCGAGAUGUUGGGGCUGUUGUUUAUCAUAUUUUUUCUUGUUCUUCUUUUAAUCCAGUUCUGUGGCAUGGUCAUGCACAGGUAA
Molecule: messenger RNA, 3780 nt
Organism: Magallana angulata
Lineage: Eukaryota; Metazoa; Mollusca; Bivalvia; Ostreida; Ostreidae
Product: chitin synthase chs-2-like
Exons: 15
Coding region: 409-3780 (1123 amino acids)
Cellular component (GO): cell septum; cell periphery
Molecular function (GO): chitin synthase activity
Source: RefSeq, a predicted model, not a curated record